Messenger RNA from Trypanosoma theileri, 1098 nucleotides. RefSeq names its product putative branched-chain amino acid aminotransferase,putative. The record is from RefSeq and is a predicted model, not a curated record. Gene Ontology annotation, molecular function: branched-chain-amino-acid:2-oxoglutarate transaminase activity. The transcript has a single exon. Gene Ontology annotation, biological process: branched-chain amino acid metabolic process. The coding region runs from base 1 to 1098 and encodes 365 amino acids. Lineage: Eukaryota; Euglenozoa; Kinetoplastea; Trypanosomatida; Trypanosomatidae.
AUGUCUUUUAAAGCCAAUCAACUGGUAAUAAACCGAGUGGCCAACCCACCACCACUUCCUUCACUGAAGGGAGUGGCAUUCGGGACUAUCUUCACACCGCACAUGGUCCAGAUCGUAACAGAGUCCACCACACAAUGGGGAGCUCCGAAGAUUGUGCCUUUUCAGAACUUCUCCAUGGCUCCACAAACCGCAUGUCUUCACUAUGGACUCCAGUGCUUUGAAGGAAUGAAGGCCUAUCGUGAUGCCGCCGGUAAUGUUAGACUUUUUCGACCAGAACGCAAUUGUGAGCGUAUGUUGGCAAGUAUGCGUCGUCUUUGUUUUCCGGAUUUUGACACUAAAGAACUACUGAAAAUUCUAGAGGAAUUUGUAAAAGUAGAAAAGGAUUAUGUUCCCACGGAACGUGGUUACUCCCUCUAUUUACGACCAGCGGCAAUUGGAAUAGAUGAAGUGCUCUCCGCUUCCUCUCCAACCUCUGUGAUGUUAUUUAUUAUUGCUUCUCCUGUUGGCCCUUACUACGCCUCUGGGAUGAAGCCUGUAAAGUUAUUGGUGGAAGAAGAACGUAAACGUGCGUGGCCGGGUGGAACAGGAAAUGUCAAACUCGGUGCAAACUACGCAGCUCCCAUGCUUGUACAGAAGGAAGCGGCAGCUCGUGGAUAUCAACAAGUAUUAUGGCUUGGCCCAAAGGAUGAAGUGCAGGAAGUGGGGGCGAUGAAUUUCUUUUGUCUUUGGCAGCCAAAUAAGAAUAACGCCGAGUUGGAACUCAUCACUGCCCCACUCGACGGCACUGUUCUCCCAGGCAUUACACGAGAUUCCAUUCUCAGUCUCGCACGGCAAUGGGGUGAGGUGCGGGUGUCGGAGCGGACCUUCACAAUUCAAGAGUUAGUCACCGCCCUGCAGGAGAAACGAGUGAAGGAGUGUUUUGGCUGCGGCACUGCCGCGAUCGUCACUCCCGUGGAGGGAUUACAUUUCAAUCAUGUCGAUUAUCAAGUGCCGUGUCCAGAGGCGGAGAAGUCUCUCACACACCGUAUAUUAAAUGCGAUUAUGGAUAUUCAGUAUGGAGUGGUGAAACAUGAAUGGUCUCAUGUGAUUAACAUGUAG